AUUGAAUACAAAUAAUCAACACUUACAUAAAAGAAAUUGUUAUCAAAUCUAAAAAGAAACUUGAAUUAAUAUUCAAUGCCAAGUUAUUAGUAAAUAUGGUGAUAGGCUAUCUCUCUCAUUGUUUUCAAAUGAAAUAUGUAUAUGAAAAUGAGAGUAGGUGAAGGGUGAAUGGAGAAUGCUGAUUAGUGGCCUAUGCUCCUUCGCGAAGUGUUACAGGCAUUAGUCACUAAUAGGAAAAUGAAUAUUCAAACAGAAUGUAAAGUUAUCCUUAGCGUUCUUUUACGUGCUUGUUUGUUUGUUUUUCUGCAUCAUAUGAAAUAUCUAUUUCUCAUUAUUUUCACAUCAUCAUCAUCAUCAUCAUCAUCAUCAUCAUCAUCAUCAUCAUCAUCAUCAUCAUCAUCAUCAUCAUCAUCAUCAUCAUCAUCAUCAUCAUCUUUGUCAUAUGAUUUAAGACAAUAA
Schistosoma margrebowiei is the source of this 459-nucleotide messenger RNA. NCBI's taxonomy places the organism in Eukaryota, Metazoa, Platyhelminthes, Trematoda, Strigeidida, Schistosomatidae. The record is from the annotation of a GenBank genome assembly.